AGUUUCGACCUAAAUUCCGGAAGUUUCGUCGGACGGCACACCAUAUAUGAACAGGUGUGGGAGGAGCCCGGCCUUAGGUGUAUAAGAACCGCAGGUAGAGCCAGAUCAGCAGAGAAACCAACAGGAGAGCGAGCAAGAGAGGAAGAGGAGCGCGCACCGCCCGCGAAGAGAGAGAUGGCCUUCAACACACUGACCUCCAGAGCGGUUCUGCUGUAUGAUGAGUGGCUCAAGGAAGCAGAUCCGCGCACAGGGAACUGGGUCCUCAUGGGUUCCCCGUUCCCGCAGACGUUCAUCAUCGCCGCUUACGUGUUCUUCGUGACGACUCUGGGCCCGCGGCUGAUGGAGAACCGCAAACCCUUCCAGCUGAAGACCAUCCUGAUCAUCUACAACCUCAGCAUCGUGCUCUUCUCCCUCUACAUGAUCUAUGAGUUCCUGAUGUCCGGCUGGGCGAAUGGCUACACCUACAGGUGUGAUCUGGUGGAUUACUCCAGCUCUCCACAGGCACUGCGGAUGGCCUGGACCUGCUGGCUCUACUAUUUCUCCAAGUUCAUCGAGAUGCUGGACACAGUGUUCUUCGUGCUGAGGAAGAAGAGCAGUCAGGUGUCGUUCCUGCAUGUCUAUCAUCACUCCAUCAUGCCCUUCACCUGGUGGUUCGGCGUGCGCUUCGCUCCAGGUGGUCUGGGGACGUUCCACGCGCUGCUGAACUGUAUGGUCCACGUCAUCAUGUACAGCUAUUACCUGCUCUCGGCUCUGGGGCCCAAAUACCAGAAGUUCCUGUGGUGGAAGAAGCACAUGACCACCAUCCAGCUGGUGCAGUUUGUGCUGGUCACGGCCCACAUCGGCCAGUUCUUCUUCAUGCAGGACUGCCCGUACCAGUUCCCGGUGUUCCUGUACAUCAUCGGGCUGUACGGGCUGAUCUUCCUGCUGCUGUUCCUGCACUUUUACUACCACGCAUACACACGCGGCAAACGGCUGCCCAAAGUGCUGCAGAACCGCAACUUCCUGCUGCAGAAGCUGGACUGACCCGCACCGACCACUUUCAGCACAUCCACUUCCUGUUUUACGUUAAAACUCCUGGGGAAACCGUUGCAGACGCUGUGUGUGUGUGUGUGUGUGUGUGUGUGUGUGAGACUGAGCUGCGGGCCGGAUCAGACUGCGGGUUAUGAGAGCAGAGGUGAUGAAGGUUUUUGAGGGUUUGUUCAUUAAAUGACCCGAUGACCUUUGACCCCUGACUGACCGCCUGCUGGAACCCGCAGGAUUGUGCACCGCAGAUGUGACGUCAGCAGAAUGUGUGUGUGUGUGUGAUAUUUUAUUUAUUCUUUAUUUAAUAUUGCGGUUUUCUUAAUGUUGUGCUGUUUUACAUGAAGUCGUGUUUCCUGUUCUACUUUUAUAUUGAGAGCAACAGAAGACAGAACCGGUGGGUUUCUCCUCCUUUUGUCUUUUUAAAGUCCUAUUUUCAAAAAGGUUUUUGUAUUUUUCAAAAAAAAAGAUUUUUACUAUGGAACAAAAUAAAUUUUGCCAUGUUACUUCA
Danio aesculapii is the source of this 1531-nucleotide messenger RNA. It is a transcript of the gene elovl7b, whose product is annotated as ELOVL fatty acid elongase 7b. Gene Ontology annotation, cellular component: endoplasmic reticulum; endoplasmic reticulum membrane. NCBI's taxonomy places the organism in Eukaryota, Metazoa, Chordata, Actinopteri, Cypriniformes, Danionidae. The record is from RefSeq and is a predicted model, not a curated record. Gene Ontology annotation, molecular function: fatty acid elongase activity. The coding region runs from base 175 to 1023 and encodes 282 amino acids. Gene Ontology annotation, biological process: fatty acid elongation, polyunsaturated fatty acid; fatty acid elongation, saturated fatty acid; very long-chain fatty acid biosynthetic process. The transcript has 8 exons.